AGCGAUGCGGACUUCGAUAAAGUCAAACAGUUUGUUGCGACAACGGCCAGCGCUUUCACCAUCGGAUUAACCGAAACUAGAGUUGGGGUGCUGCAAUACUCAAGUAGCAACUCACUGGAGUGUAACCUGGGAGAUCAUGCUGAUGAGUCAUCUUUCGUCAGCGCCGUCAGCACCAUGACAAAACUGUCCGGAGGCACAAAUACUGGAGCUGCUCUGGAGUACGCCCGUCAAAACGCAGCCUGGAGGCCUGCACCUCUCCAAAGAUUAUGAUAGUUCUGACCGACGGACAGUCAGGGGACAGUGUCGUCGCGGCCUCCCAAGCUCUGGCCGCGGAUGGAGUGACCGUGUUCGCUAUCGGUGUGGGUAACAUUGACCAGUCAGAACUACUACAGAUUGCCAACAACAACCCGGGCCGUGUGUUUGGGCUGGCCGACUUUAACGUCCUGGCUCGGAACAUCAACCUGAUCGUUAGCACCGUCUGCAACGAGCCGACAACCCAAGCGACGACAAUCGAGCCUACAGUGUUCCCAACAAUUGAGCCGUGCAACAUGACUCCAGACCUGUUUUUCGUUCUGGACGGAUCUGGCAGUGUGAGCGAUGCAGACUUCGAUAAAGUCAAACAGUUUGUCAAGACAGUGUCCAGCGCUUUCACCAUCGGAUUAACCGAAACUAGAGUUGGAGUGCUGCAAUACUCAGAUAGCAACGCACUGGAGUGUAACCUGGGAGAUCAUGCUGAUGAGUCAUCUUUCGUCAGCGCUAUCAGCACCAUGACGUACCAACGUGGUGGCAGCACAAAUACUGGAGCUGCUCUGGAGUUCGCUCGUCAAAACGCAGCCUGGAGGCCUGCACCUACUCCAAAGAUUAUGAUAGUUCUGACCGACGGACAGUCACAUGACAGUGUCGUCGCGGCCUCCCAAGCUCUGGCCGCGGAUGGAGUGACCGUGUUCGCUAUCGGUGUGGGUAACAUCGACCAGUCAGAACUACUACAGAUUGCCAACAACAACCCGAGCCAUGUGUUUGGGCUGGCCGACUUUAACGUCCUGGCUCGGAACAUCAACCUGUUCGUUAGCACCGUCUGCAACGGGUAAACAAAGCGGGAUCCGUUGGAAGGCAACAUUCGUACUUGGUCUCCAACAACAUCUGACAGCAAAAUCAACUGAAUUAAACUGCUUUAGAUGCACAUCAAUCACUUAGAGAUCUUCAGUGGAAUAGACGUCAUACAUGAGAUGGAGAAAAAAAAAAGGACAAAAAAGAAUAUACUUCACAAUAGUAGAUUUUACUCAGAUUGCAGGUUCAGAUGUGCUCUAGUAAAACCCAGAGUGGACCCAUAAACAUUGCUACCAUGCAGUGAAUACUUCAAUGCAUUAAAUUCACAAAUAUCUGGCGGCAGUAGUGACUUAAACUAUUAAAACUCAUUAAGGCGACUACUCGCUAAUUAACGUACUAUAUGAUAUCACUCUUUUAUCUGAAAGCAUAGCGAUAAAUAUUCAUUAUAUACAUUAAUCGUACACAUGUGAUUAUAAUAAGUGUCAUCACCAUUUAAAAGGCCAAUUUAAAAUGCUGUCGUUGCCUGUAGUAGGAAUCGAAAGCUGAGUAACAUGGGUGUCAUACACCCAGCUAGUUUUGUGCACUGUAGUUAGAUACAGAAGUGACAGACGCUUCAAUUCACUAUAAACACAGCUGGGGGCUUACAAAAUAAGGUAUGUACCUGCCAGUGAAUACUAUUAGUAUUUUUAGUAUUUAACAUACUAGCGCUAUCCAUACUUUAUAAAGCUUGGAUUUGGUAUGCCAUAUUGGUGACGAGUCAUAAUUAUAUAACUAUGAUACCAUGGUAACUAAUGUCGUAAAUGUGUCUAUAUAUUCAUAUGGGUACAGAUAGAGAAAUAGAGAAAGUGAGAGACAGACAGACAGAGACAAAGACAGAGAGACAGA
Messenger RNA from Branchiostoma belcheri (Belcher's lancelet), 1932 nucleotides. Its product is annotated as fibropellin-1-like. The record is from RefSeq and is a predicted model, not a curated record. Lineage: Eukaryota; Metazoa; Chordata; Leptocardii; Amphioxiformes; Branchiostomatidae. The transcript has 8 exons. The coding region runs from base 267 to 1088 and encodes 273 amino acids. Gene Ontology annotation, biological process: Notch signaling pathway. Gene Ontology annotation, molecular function: calcium ion binding; Notch binding.